AUGACAGCACUCUAUUCUUCGGCCUAUAGAUUUUCCGUCGAUGAUGAUUGUCAGAUAAUCCUUCAACUUCUUCUUGCUCAAGGAUCAAAUAUCGACGCCAAAGAUCAACAAACUGGUUAUACAUUGCUCCACUAUGCUGCAGUUUCUGGAAACGCCAAUAUCAUUCCGCUUCUCUUUACCAAAAAAUGUCAGCUAAACGCCAGAUCAAAGAAAGGCUUAACUACUCUUCGUGUCGCGGCCUUGAAUGGCAAUUUUCAGAUUGCUUCACUGCUUCUUAAAAGUGGAGCAAAACAUAAUAUUUUGACUGAAAGGCAGGAAACUGCUUUGUGCCUGGCUAUCCGAAGUCGAGGCGCUCUUCCUGGAGCAUUGGAUGAACUUGGCAGAACUCCUCUGCACUUCGCUGCUAAAACCGGAUCUUUUCGGAUAGCCACUAGCCUUUUGAGAAGCAGUGGUAACAACUGUUUGUCCAUGUUCACUCUGACAGAGACAGAAGGCUUCAGACCACUGCAUUUCGCCGUUGAAAAUGGAAGCGAAGAUAUCGUGCAAUUAUUUUUAAACAACGGAUUCCCUAUUCAUAUGUCUACGGCGACGGAAUUAAAAUCUCUCCAUAUUGCGGUUCUGAAGCAAGACGAGAGAAUGAUCAGACUUCUUUUAAAAUACGCUGCAGAUGUAAAUGCAGCGGGAAAAUCAGUCUUUGAAUCUCCCUUGUAUCUUGCAGCACAAAUGGGAAACCUGAAAAUCGUCCGAAUUCUUUCUGAAGCAUCUCUAACACGCUCAUCAAAAUGGAUAGAGGCUUAUUUUCCUCUCUACAUUGCCGCUUAUCAGGGACACCAAGCAGUUGUGAAAAUGUUAUUAAGCAAAGGUGUAGAUCCCAAUGCUAAUCUUGGAAAUUAUUUAACUCCAUUGCAUGCUGCAGCUCACAAAGGGCACAGCAAAAUUGUAGAGCUACUUCUUGAAUACGGUGCGGAAGUAAAUCCAAAAAAUAUUAAAGCUGGGCCUACUUCGACACCUCUCCUUGCAGCUGUUCAUGCAGGACAUGAAGAAAUCAUCUUUUGUCUGCUGGAUCGUGGCACUGAAGUCAACGUGAGGCUAAGAUCAGAACCUGAAAAGCUUUCAUCCAGUCUCCAAAGCCUUCUGAUCUACGGAGGUUACAUGAAUUCAGAAAUACAAGGCAGUGAUUUAAAAGUUCGAUUCACUCCGCUCCAUUUUGCAGUCGAAUCUUUCACGAAAAAGAAAUUUCAUCGAAAUUUCAUCCAAUCGCUUUUAAAAUGUGGGGCAAAAGUGAAUCUCUUUUCUGAGAGAGGUCUCACACCUCUCAAUAUAGCUGUAGACAAAAAUUUAGAGUCAGUUGUUGGGUGGCUCAUAGCAGCUGGAGCAGAUGUUAAUGUUCAGGAUUUCCUUUUGCAUACCAGCAAUUGUCCACAAAAAUGUAAUAAUCGUCAAGUUACUACUGGGGGCUAA
Messenger RNA from Belonocnema kinseyi, 1461 nucleotides. Its product is annotated as ankyrin-3-like. Gene Ontology annotation, molecular function: protein binding. Lineage: Eukaryota; Metazoa; Arthropoda; Insecta; Hymenoptera; Cynipidae. The coding region runs from base 1 to 1461 and encodes 486 amino acids. The transcript is spliced from 2 exons. The record is from RefSeq and is a predicted model, not a curated record.